Arctia plantaginis is the source of this 426-nucleotide messenger RNA. The record is from the annotation of a GenBank genome assembly. NCBI's taxonomy places the organism in Eukaryota, Metazoa, Arthropoda, Insecta, Lepidoptera, Erebidae.
AUGGCAGAUGAAAACACUGAAAAGAAAGAAGAUUCUAAGAAACGACCUAAACGAUAUCCAAACAAAAAUUAUGCUGUAAAGAAGCGGUUACCAGCACGACCAAUUGAUGGAGCUAACGUAAUAUUCAUAACGAAGAAAACAAAUUUCAAGGCGCAAUUAGAUAAGUGUUGUGAACUAUUGACAAGAGGCGAAAAGGAAAUAAUUCUGCAUGGUUUAGGUGCAGCUAUACAGCGUUGUUGCAACUUGGCGCUACAAUUAGAAAUACUGUUUUCUGGUACUUGUCAGAUCGAAGUGAAUACUGGAACUGUUGACUUAAUUGAUGAUUUGGAGCCUCUAACAGAAGACUUAGACUUUGAUGCACAAGUAAGGUGCUCAUCUUCAAUACACAUAAGAAUAUUCAGAACUGCAAUGCUUGGAGCCAAUUAA